GUACUCUCACUUAUGCAGGCGGCCCAUUAGAAAUGAACUCAUCUGAUCCUUACGGAUGUUUAGUGAAUGAGAGCAAGAUCAUUGAAAAGCAUACAGAACAAAGGCUGCAAAAUGAUCACAAGAUGGAUAAUCUCAUUCUUUUGGUCUACAUUGUGCUCUUAACACUUUCUGUCAUAACUAUAUGGGUAUUUAAACAUAGACGCUUUCGUUAUAUUCACGAGACCGGACUUUCAGUGGUGUAUGGGCUUAUCGUCGGCAUUAUACUUCGAUAUGCAAUCAAAUCUGCAGAGUUUUCAGUGGUGUCACAUGUUCUUUUUAGGAAGGCGGGUGACGCAUGUGGCCACUUACCCCCUGAAAGGUUGAUCAUCGAAUUACCAGUUCAUGAUCAGUAUGGAAAGUUAAAUUUAAGUAUGCUGUUUCGAUACAAGUUUGAACAGCAGUCGGACGUUGACUCUCUAAUAAAUGAUAAGGCUACCUUCGACCCGGAAUUUUUCUUUAAUGUUCUUCUACCUCCUAUAAUCUUCUCGGCAGGAUAUAGCAUGAAGCGCGGUCACUUUUUCAAAAAUAUCGGGGCUGUGCUUACCUAUGCAUUUGGUGGCACUUUGUUGUCAUCCCUAGUUGUUGGAACACUGUGCUAUGGAUUUACUCGUGGGAUCAGCUCAUUGUCAGCAAACUUACGUCUUUCGGAUUGUCUACUGUUUGGUGCCAUUAUAUCCGCAACCGACCCUGUAACUGUCUUGGCCAUUUUUAGUGACCUGAGGGUUGACGUCAACUUGUAUGCGCUAGUUUUUGGGGAGAGUGUGCUUAAUGAUGCUCUAGCAAUCGCCUUAGCUCAGUCUAUUGAGCAAUAUGGAACACUUUCUGCUGGCAAUUUUGACAGUUAUGCUCUUUUGUCUUCUAUACUGAAUUUUUUUGUGAUGUUCGGAGGUUCUUUUAUAAUAGGCGUUUUUGUUGGCUGCGUUACUUCACUCCUUACCAAAUUCACACACAUCAAGGAACACCCUCUCCUGGAAACAACUCUAUUUGUACUUAUGUCUUAUAGUACGUUUCUUUUCGCUGAAGCUGUUGGCCUUACAGGUAUUGUUUCUGUAUUAUUCUGUGGUGUAACACAAGCCCAUUAUACUUACAACAAUCUGUCUGAUGAAUCCAAAGUGUGGACAAAAUCCUUUUUUGAACUUCUAAAUUUCUUAUCUGAAAACUUUGUAUUUGCCUACAUUGGUGUUUCAACAUUCACUUUCCGUCAUCACUAUUGGGAUGUUCGAUUUGUACUUAUCACAUUAUUCGCAUGUGUAAUUGCACGAGCUGUCAGUGUAUAUCCAUUAACAGCUCUAAUAAACUUCUGUCGCAGUUACCAUUGUUCAUGCACUUCAAAUUGUUUAAAAGGAAGGUCUAAUUCUUAUUCUAUCGAUAAAGGUAUAAUGCCUGGAUCAUCUUUGUCAUCAAAUUCAAUAGAAUCAACUGAUGUUUCAAUCACUUCAGCUAGUGGUGGUGGUGGUGGUGAUAAUAGAAAGAGAGCUGUUAACAAAAUUACUCUGAAUUUUCAACAUAUGAUAUUUUUCUCAGGACUUCGAGGUGCUAUGGCAUUUUCAUUAGCCAUUCGUAAUACAAGUUCCGAAAUACGUCGUAUGUUUUUCUCAACGACUAUUGUGAUUGUUGUGACUACAGUGUUACUUGGAGGUUGUUUCGCUAUAUCUCUACUCCAUCGAUUAAAUAUACCUGUUGGUGUAGACUCUGGUAAUGAGAAUCAUAUGCACGCAGAUACAGACGAAAACCAAUACGAGAAUCGUGGUUGUUGUAGUUCUCGGUGGAUACGUUUUGAUAAAUUUUAUUUAAAACCACUGCUUACGCAUAGCAAACCACCAUUGACAGAAUCUUUACCAUUAUGCUGUUAUAAAUGCGCUAAAUUGCUGACAACUUAUGAACAAACAAAUGAAACAUUUGUAGAUAAUGAUGGAAAUGAAAGAACUUCUCUGGAGAAUUCUAGACAUGAUAAUAGUACAACUGUAUUUUAUUCUCAUGACAAAGCAUCAAUCAAUCCUACGCUUAAUAUACAUACGGUUAAAGUACAACCUGUUAAAUGUGACCAACUUAUUGAUCUGGAUGGUGAUCAUAAUAGUAGAAAUGAUGAUAAUAGAAGUUAUACUGAGCUUGAAAAUUCAAAAAUGUUUCAGGAUCCCUUAUAUUUCAAUGAAGUUAUGUGAUUUGUUUUCUAUUAUUUAUGCGAGCAAUAUAAUGACAAAGAAGACAAUAACAAUGACAAAAGAGAGAGAAGCAAUAAGCAACGAUAAGGAGUAGUAGUUACUCCUGAUCAGAUCAAUUAUAUCCCAUUUAUAUUAUUACUAUUAAUACUGCAUUUCUUCACUCGUGUGUAUGUGUAUGUGAAUCCAUAUGUGAAUAAAAUAGUACUCUGCAUCAUAUUUUUUCAUGUCAUUUUCUUUUGUGUUAAAUUUCCUUAUAUUAAUUAUUAAGAAAAAGAAUAACUGAUGUGAUAACUCUCCCUCUUCUUCUUCUUCUAUAAACUGGUUACAUUUUAAAUGAAAUGUAUUCAUACAUAAUAUACAUGCCAUUGGGAAAAGCAUGUACAUAGACAACAUUUGAGAGUGUCAAUGUCGCCUUUAUCCAUUUAGAUUAGAGUACAAAUUAUAGAGUAAAAUUGUGAUUCAUUUCUAAGAAUAUCAUUGCUUGUUAUGCUUCUUAUAUUUCUUUAUUUGCCUUACUGCUUUGUACAUUACAGUUCACCUGUACUCAAUCUGUGUUAGUUUAUACAUAUAUGUGUGCUUCUUAUUGACUACUAUACAUUUACAUUAUAAGAUGUAUUUCUUGUACACAUAUAAUUCCCAUGUAUCAUUCGAUUCUUUCCUUCAUUCCAAUAGAUAUUGUAUAAUACCAAAGUGUGAUAAUACUCUUAUUCCUAUUGCUUUAAUUGAUGUGUUGUUGUUUUUUUUAUCAACGAAUUACAUUAAGGUUACUGACAUUUACUUUCUUUCAUCAGGUCCAUUAUCAGUAACAUAUAUUAUUGCAGGUUCAUUAUUUUUGUAUAUUUCAUUAUUUGAAUGAAUCAGUUGUAUUGCCAUCCUUUAGCCUCACUCACUUUCUUGAUAAUUCGAACUCCUUUCAUCAUCAUUUCACAUUCAUGUUUUAUUAUUUCUGUUUUCAUUGUCUAUUAUCUGUGAAAAUAAUUUUUUCGCGUCAUCUUUAUAUGUAUAGACGCAUGCACAUAAUACAUAUCCAUAAUACGCAU
Trichobilharzia szidati is the source of this 3241-nucleotide messenger RNA. The record is from the annotation of a GenBank genome assembly. NCBI's taxonomy places the organism in Eukaryota, Metazoa, Platyhelminthes, Trematoda, Strigeidida, Schistosomatidae.